Messenger RNA from Suillus subaureus, 387 nucleotides. RefSeq lists its product as uncharacterized. The transcript is spliced from 2 exons. Bases 1 to 387 code for a protein of 128 amino acids. The record is from RefSeq and is a predicted model, not a curated record. NCBI's taxonomy places the organism in Eukaryota, Fungi, Basidiomycota, Agaricomycetes, Boletales, Suillaceae.
AUGAAACUCACGUCCGCCCUUGUGCUCUCGUUCAUCGCUAGUGCUCAAGCAGCAACAACUCAUUCAACCUUGAUCCUACCCAGCGGAGUCCCAGGAUCAGGUUCCACGCUUUCCUCUCUCUUCUCUUCCCAGUCAGCAUCUCUGCAGAGCGUGUUUUCAUCCCUCAGCACUGCCAACCCUAGUGACACAUUUACUUCCAUACCUACUUCCAUCAGCACAAUUUCUCCCACCAUAGCGCCGACGUCUCCUUCGUCCAGCGGGUCUCCAUCGAGUACGACGAGCGCACCAGCUACGACAACCUCUAGCGCUGCAGGACGAACAGAAGUGGGGUUGGGAUUGGGGUUGGGUGCGGGAGCUGCUGCGGGCUUACUUGGGUUCUUUUUCUAA